GUCGACCGUUUCCUCAGCAGUCAUGUUUCACUGAACGAGAUUCAUCUACAGUUUAAUAAACAGAUUUUAAAUUCAUUUCUAUACCUCACACACGUUCACAUGAACAGUCGCAAUGUUUAAGUUUAAAUAUGGAGGUCACGGCAGUGUUAAAGACCUGACCGCAUUGGACUCCAUCACAAGCCGCUGCACUCGACUCAAUCACCUGCUGCAGGGGAAGUGCAGAAGUGCAUCAGACUCUCCAGGAGUGACCGGAGUGAGCAGAGAAGGUCUGAUUGAUGCUUUGCUCUUGCUCUAUCAAGAGUGCACGUCCCCAGAGCUCAUGAAGAUCAAACAUGUGGCCAGUUUCGUGGAUAAAUAUGCUGAGGUGGUGGCAGAAGUUCAGGAACUGCUUCCUGGCAAGACAGAUUUUGAGAUGAGGGGAGUCGUGGGAAGAGGAGACUUCUCCGAGGUGCAGGUUGUGAAGGAGAGAGCUACUGGAGACGUGUACGCAAUGAAGGUCAUGGACAAAACCUGCUUACGGUCGCAGGACCAGGUUGCGUUUGACGAAGAAAGAACCAUACUGGCCCUGAACUCAAGUCCUUGGAUCCCACAGCUUCAACACGCCUUUCAGGAUCAUGACCAUGUCUAUCUGGUGAUGGAAUAUCUACCUGGUGGAGAUCUCUUGACGUUGAUGAACCGAUAUGAAGAUCAGUUAGAUGAGUCUACGGCUCAGUUUUAUCUGGCGGAGCUCGUGAUGGCCAUCCAUGUUGUCCAUCAGAUGGGAUAUGUUCACAGAGAUAUUAAACCAGAGAAUGUUCUGAUCGACCGCACGGGUCACAUUAAACUGGCAGAUUUCGGCUCGGCAGCCAGACUGACCGCUAACAGAACGGUUAUGUCUUCCAAACCCCCUAUGGGGACUCAAGACUUCCGGGCCCCGGAGAUUCUGUCCACGCUGAACGGAGGGUCGACAUGCAGCUACGGUCCAGAGAGCGACUGGUGGUCGCUAGGCGUCAUCGCCUAUGAAAUGAUUUACAUGAAAUCUCCUUUUGCUGACGGCACCACAACCAAAACCAUCAGCAACAUCAUAAACUUUCAACGCUAUUUGAAGUUUCCAGAGGAACCGAAGGCUAGUGUUCAGUUUGUGGAUCUGCUUCAGAGUUUGUUAUGUGGAUCACGGGAACGUCUGGGAUACGAGGGGCUGCGGUCUCACCCGUUCUUCUCCUCCGUUGACUGGAGCAACCUGAGACAUGCGCUCCCGCCGUUCGUUCCGUCUCUGCGCUCGGAUGAUGACACCUCCAAUUUCGAGGAGCCCGGGAGGCACCCCCGCUCUGCGGCCGCCGCCCAGCGAGAUCUCCCUCGCGACGGCUUCCACGGACGAGACCUGCCCUUUGUAGGGUGGUGCUUCAGUCGGCCCCUCAGCGCGCUGGCCAAGUCUGAGUCUGUUGGCGCAGGUCUGAACUCUCCUGCAAAGACGAACUCCAUGGAAAAAAAGCUCCUCGUGAAAAACAAAGAACUACAAGAAACUCAAGACAAAUGUCACAAGAUGGAGCAGGAGAUCUCGCGGUUUCAGCGUAAGAUGACUGACCUGGAGUCGGUUCUUCAGCAGAAAGAUGUGGAACUCAAAGCCUCCGAAACCCAGAGAGGCAUUCUGGAGCAAGACCUCGCCACCUACAUCACCGAAUGCAGCAGUCUUAAGCGUAGUUUGGAGCAGGCUCGUGUCGAAGUCUCGCAGGAAGAUGACAAAGCUCUGCAGCUCCUCCAUGACAUCAGAGAACAGAGCAACAAACUGCAGGAGAUUAAGGAACAGGAAUAUCACGCUCAGCUGGAGGAGAUGCAGGUGACCAUCAGACAGCUGGAGGAAGAUCUGUCAGCUGCCCGCCGCCGCAGCGACCUGUACGAGACUGAACUACGAGAGUCACGACAGACCAGCGAGGAUCUGAAGAGAAAAGCAGCUGAAUAUCAGCAGAGAAUCCAGAAGGCAAAGGAACAGGGUAAAGCUGAGGUGGAGGAUCUACUUUCUAAACUAGAGAAGACAAACGCUGAGCAGCAGCUGAAGAUUCAAGAGCUUCAGGAUAAACUCUCAAAGGCGGUGAAAGCGAGCACGGAAGCCACAGAACUGCUGCAGAACAUCCGUCAGGCGAAAGAACGUCUGGAGCGAGAACUGGAGCGUCUGCGUAGUAAAUCCGAUCCCAGUGACACGCUGCGCAGACGCCUCAGAGAAACUGAGGAAGGCAGAAAGACUUUGGAAAACCAAGUCAAGCGUCUGGAGAUGGUGGAGCGUCGAGAGAAUAAACUGAAGGAUGACAUCCAGACCAAAUCCCAACAGAUCCAACAGAUGGCUGAGAAGAUACUGGAUCUUGAGGAAAACUUGAGAGAGACUCAGGCUACGGCUCAGAGGAUGGAAGCUCAUUUGGUCCAGAAAGAGCGACUCUACGAGGAUAAGAUCAAGGUUUUGGCCGAUCAGAUGAAAGUGGAUCUGGCCGAUAAAGAGAGUCUGGAGCAGAAACGCGCUCAGCACGAGGAAGAAGCUCGAGAGAAAUGCAAACUCAUCAGUGAGCAGAAAGCUACAAUCAACGCCAUGGACAAUAAAAUGAAGAGUCUGGAGCAAAGGAUCGGCGAGCUCUCCGAGGCCAAUAAACUGGCGGCCAACAGCAGCAUUUACACACAGAAAAACAUGAAAGCGCAGGAGGAGAUGAUCUCUGAGUUACGACAGCAGAAGUUUUAUCUGGAGUCACAGGCAGGAAAACUGGAGGCUCAGAAUGCCAAACUGGAGGAACAUCUGGAGAAGAUGAGCCAGCAGGAACAGACCAGAAAGACUCGCAUAUUAGAGCUGGAGACCAGACUCAGGGAGAUGGGUCUGGAGCACGAGGAACAGAAGCUGGAGAUCAAGAGACAGGUGAGUGAACUGACGCUGUCGCUGCAGGAGAGAGAGUCUCAGAUCAGCAAUCUGCAGGCGGCGCGUCACGCGCUCGAGAGUCAACUACAGCAGGCCAAGACUGAGCUGGAGGAGACCACCGCAGAGGCCGAGGAGGAGAUCACAGCCCUCAGAGACCACAGAGACGAGAUUCAACGCAAGUUUGAUGCCUUGAGAGACAGCUGUUCGGUGAUCACAGACCUGGAGGAGCAGUUGACCCAGCUGACCCAAGAGAACGCCGAGCUGAACCGACAGAACUUCUACCUGUCCAAACAACUGGACGAGAUGACGGUGGAGAACGAGGAACGGCUGCAGCUCAACCAGGACGUGGACCGUCUGCGCCGAGAGGUCGCCGACAGAGAGAUGCAUCUCAACAACCAGAAACAGAACAUCGAGACUCUGAAGACCACGUGCAGUAUGCUGGAGGAGCAGGUGGUGGAACUGGAGUCUUUAAACGACGAACUCCUGGAGAAAGAGAGACAGUGGGAGAACUGGAGGUCUGCUCUGGAGGAUGAGAAGAAUCAGGCCGAGCGCAGAACUCGAGACCUGCAGAGACUGCUGGACAACGAGAAGCAGAACCGGUUACGGGCGGACCAGCGCAGCACAGAAUCUCGGCAGGCCGUCGAACUGGCCGUGAGGGAACACAAAGCUGAAAUUGUGGCUUUACAACAGGCUCUUAAAGAGCAGAGACUGAAAGCAGAGAGCUUGUCUGAUACGCUGAAUGAUCUGGAGAAGAAGCAUGCCAUGCUGGAGAUGAACGCACGGAGCCUUCAGCAAAAACUAGAGACGGAGAGAGAACUGAAACAAAGACUCAUGGAGGAGCAAGGGAAACUUCAGCAGCAGAUGGAUCUACAGAAGACACACAUCUUCAGACUGACACAGGGUCUUCAGGACGCGCUGGACCAGACCGACCUGCUGAAAACUGAGAGAACCGAUCUGGAGUACCAGCUGGAGAACAUACAGGCCGUGUACUCUCACGAGAAAGUGAAAAUGGAAGGAACAAUCUCUCAACAAACCAAACUCAUUGACUUUCUGCAGGCCAAGAUGGACCAGCCCGCCAAGAAAAAGAAGGGAAUAUUCGGCCGUCGGCGUGAGGAGGUGGGAGUCACAGCUAACGGAGCCACAUCCGCGGCAUGUCAGUCCGCCGUACCCUUACAGUACACUGACAUGAAAUCAGCGCUGGAGAAAGAAAGAGUUCGAUGCUCAGAGCUGGAGGAAGCCCUGCAGAAGAUGAGAAUCGAGCUGCGUUCUCUUCGAGAAGAAGCGGCUCAUUUUAAAGCUCAGGAGCACGCGGCUCCGUCCAUGCCAGCAGCCCGUCAGCAGAUCCUCAUGUCAGCCAUCGUGAAAUCUCCAGAGCGACAGCCCAAUCCCAGCAGUCUGCUGAAUCCCUCCAGCUCGGCCAGACGCAAAGAGACCUCCACACCUGAGGAGAAGAGGAGAGUCACGUUUGAAAAGUACGGCCGGCGUGUGAAGGAGCGGAUGCAUCACAAUAUUCCUCAUCGCUUCACUGUGGGACUGAAUAUGAGAGCGGCCAAGUGUGCUGUCUGUCUGGAUACUGUUCACUUCGGCCGACAAGCUGCCACGUGUCUGGAAUGUCAUACUCUGUGUCAUCCCAAGUGCUCCCCGUGUCUCCCCGCGACCUGCGGUCUUCCGGUCGAGUACGCCACACACUUCACUGAGGCUCUGUGUCGAGAUAAGAGCAGCUCGCCCGCUCUACAGGUGAAGGAAGCGUCGGGUCACGUGCGUCUGGAGGGAUGGAUGAAGCAGCCCAGGAAUGGGAAACGAGGGCAGCAGGGCUGGGAGAGGAAAUAUGUGGUGCUGGACGGAACAAAAGUAUCGAUCUAUGAGUGUGAACCCACAGAAGACUCUGUGAAGCCGCAGGAGGAGUUUGAGUUGUGUUUGCCGGACGGUGAGGUGACCGUACACGGAGCUGUUGGUGCUUCUGAGCUCAUCAACACGGCUAAAUCAGAUAUCCCGUACGUGCUGAAGCUGGAGUCUCACCCUCACACCACCUGUUGGCCCGGUCAGUCUCUGUACUUCAUGGCUCCCAGUUUUCCAGAUAAGCAGCGCUGGGUGGCUGUUCUGGAGUCAGUGGUGGCCGGCAGCAGAGGAUCCCGUGAGAAAACAGAAGCAGAUGCUGCAGGUGCUAAAAGACAGAAGAAUCUCUCACCGAUGGUUCAGAAGCUGUUGGGUAACUCUCUGCUGAAGUUAGAAGGAGACGACCGGCUGGAUAUCAACUGUACUUUACCCCUGACUGACCAGAUUGUGUUGGUGGGCUCAGAGGAGGGUCUCUAUGCUCUGAAUGUCAUUAAGAAUUCUCUGACACACAUCCCAGGACUGGACUCAGUAUUUCAGAUCCAGAUUCUUAAAGAUCUGGAUAAACUGCUCAUGAUCACCGGUGAGGAGCGUGCUCUGUGUCUGGUGGAUAUUAAGCGGGUGAAACAGUCUCUGGCUCAGUCUCAUCUGCCCGCUCAGCUGGAUCUCAGUCCAUAUAUCUUUGAGGCGGUGAAGGGCUGCCAUCUGUUUUCUUCUGGAAAGAUUGAAAACGGGAUGUGUAUUUGUGCUGCGAUGCCCAAUAAAAUCACAAUUCUUCGCUACAAUGACACACUCAACAAGUUCUGCAUCAGAAAGGAGAUCGAGACGUCUGAGCCGUGCAGCUGUAUUCACUUCACCGGAUACAGCAUCAUCAUCGGCACAAAUAAAUUCUAUGAGAUGGAGAUGAAGCAGUAUGUGCUCGAAGAGUUCCUGGACAAGAACGACGUGACUUUGGCCUCGGCCGUGUUCGCCGCCUCCUCUCAUAGUUUCCCCAUCUCCAUCAUCCAGGUGUCCAGCUCCCCGCAGAAAGUGGAGUAUCUGCUCUGCUUCCACGAGUUUGGAGUGUUUGUGGACGCGUACGGCCGCAGGAGUCGCACCGAUGACAUCAAAUGGAGCCGUCUGCCUCUGUCCUUCGCGUACAGAGAGCCGUAUCUGUUUGUGACCUACUUCAAUUCUCUGGAUGUGAUUGAGGUUCAGAGUCACUCAGCACUCGGUCCACAUGCGUACGCACACUUGGACAUUCCUAACCCACGUUACCUGGGUCCGGCCAUCUCAUCCGGCGCUGUGUACCUGGCCUCGUCCUACCAGAACAAACUGCGUGUCAUCUGCUGUAAAGGAAACCUGGCUCAGGACGGCUGGAGUGCAGACUCGCAGAGAAACGGCUCCACGCGCAGCCCAAACAAGCGCGGCCCCCCCACCUACAACGAGCAUAUUUCGAAGCGCCUGGCCUCCAUGCCCGCCGUACAGGAGGGGCUCCACCAGCCCGGGACCCCUCACCGUUACCGGGAGGCUCGUACAGAGUUCCGCCGUGACAAGUCUCCCGCCCGGCCCCUGGACAGAGAGAAGUCCCCGGGCCGCCUGACAGAACAGAGGCCGGAGAGAUCGCCCGGGAGGAUGAUGGACCCUCGUCUGGACCGCUCGCCGGGACGCAUCAUGGAUCUGCGCAGAGAGAGGUCGCCCGGCCGGGGGUUCGAAGAGCCUCGCCAAAGACUGCACACGGGGUCAGCACGCACGCCCAUCAACACUGUCAACAAGGUGUGGGAUCAGUCAUCGGUUUAGAUGAGCAACGCUGUAUCAGAAGACCACACCCCCCCCCCACCAGAGCAUCUGAUUCGUCUAAACAUGCAUUCCACAUCAAGAGAAAUCAUGUGACCGCACGUCAUCCAAUCGGGUCUCAGCGGGGGCAACAUACAGCACAAUGUGUCUGGCUCUUCGUGGCCUUAGAUUCAGAUUAGCAGCGAUUAUUAUUAACACACAGAUCUGGCUAGCGCUCGCUAGGGCUAACAAAAGUAUUAUUUCACGUUUCUGUGAUCAGAGAAACACUACCCAAUGACAUGAUUCUAGUUUUGCUCGUCGUUUGUCCUGAUGUUUCUGUACUUCUCUUCUGUUCCUCUUUCACUUCCUCCUGUCCAUCACUCUUCCUGCACUUACCCACAAUCCCCGGCGUCGUAGCGCCCGUCUUGAUGGAACAGGAGCUUUGUAAACUCUCAGAAUGUCAAGCAACUGUUGUACAUAGGCUCACGUGAUUUUUUUACGAGACGAUAUAAAAGUGAAUAUUGAGGCUUGUCGAGCCGCGUCUAUUUUUGUUAAGAAAUGAAGGCGAGAAAGCCGUUUGUAAUGUUCCCUCUUGGAUGUGUCGAGCUGAACCGUGUCAAAUGUCCAUGACGCUUCAAAGUGAAACAUUUCGCUUGAAUCAAGCCGGUGUGUGUCAUUGUGUCAAAGCGCCUGUAACACUCGUACUUCUAGACCAAUUGGUUCUCCAGCGCCGCUGUUAAAUGUUGUUUUUGGAGCUUCAGAAGAAGUGGAAGAGCUCUGCUGUAGUUCCGUCUGCUUUCUCAGAACGUUCAUGCCCUGACAACUCUUGAUCUCAGGAUUAGAAUGUUAGGAAUCGCAGUUCUCAAAUGGGUUUCUUUCCGUGAAUGUGACGCAGCCACCAACACCUGAAUCACUAUUUAGCGAAUCGACAUCGAGCAGAUUCAGUCCAUUCGUGAGGUGACGUCUCGACUGUCGCAUGGAGACCACCUGAAGGGUUUUUCUGUUUCUGCUUUUCAUUUCUGUUUCUGCUUUUCAUUUCUGUUUCUUGUGUUUUGAUGGAUUUUUAUUCUGCGCUAAAUGAUACUGAUGUUAACAAACUGCUGACCAGAGAUGUAGCGUUUCUUGUUUUACCUUUUUUUUAUUAUGGUCAAAUAGCAUUAUCUAUAGCAACUAUUAAACACAGUUCUAUCUUUA
Triplophysa dalaica is the source of this 7657-nucleotide messenger RNA. It is a transcript of the gene cita, whose product is annotated as citron rho-interacting serine/threonine kinase a. The transcript is spliced from 50 exons. Gene Ontology annotation, biological process: peptidyl-threonine phosphorylation; actomyosin structure organization. Gene Ontology annotation, molecular function: ATP binding; protein serine/threonine kinase activity. The record is from RefSeq and is a predicted model, not a curated record. The coding region runs from base 113 to 6487 and encodes 2124 amino acids. Gene Ontology annotation, cellular component: cytoplasm; cytoskeleton. Lineage: Eukaryota; Metazoa; Chordata; Actinopteri; Cypriniformes; Nemacheilidae.